AUGGUUUCUAAUAAUGGAUCAAAUUUUUCAAAUGGAGUUUUCAUUUUUGAAGUUGAAGAAUUCAAAAUUUUUAUAAUAAACAAUAUUUUAUACUAUCAGAAUAAGGAAAAAUAAAAUGGUUGCCUUUAUUUUUUGAUCCAAAAUUUUAUUAAUUAAAUAAUUAAUAUCAGGGAUUCAGAUUUCAUUUAGAAGUAGUGGAGGUGCGAUAUCAAUUUAAAAUGUUGGAUUAAGGAUGAAAAAUUGUAAAAUUUUAUCUAAUUAUGCAAAUAAAUUCGGAGGAGGAUUGUAUUUGUAACAAAAAGACUCUGA
Messenger RNA from Paramecium sonneborni, 309 nucleotides. The record is from the annotation of a GenBank genome assembly. Lineage: Eukaryota; Ciliophora; Oligohymenophorea; Peniculida; Parameciidae.